This is a messenger RNA of Fusarium sp. VM40, 1335 nucleotides long. NCBI's taxonomy places the organism in Eukaryota, Fungi, Ascomycota, Sordariomycetes, Hypocreales, Nectriaceae. The record is from the annotation of a GenBank genome assembly.
AUGUCUACCAUGCCCCAUGAACAUGGACGAAAGAGGCGUCGAGAACACAGCAAUGGCAGGAACGAAGAACCACUUUCUGCACUUUUGGGGGGAGUAGAAAGGAUGCAAGACCAGUCGACUGCACAUAGUGUCCUCCUCAGCAGCCUGGCACGCGACAUACAGCUUCUCAAAUCUCUUUUCAAUGUAAUCGAUUUGUUGAAAGAGGACGUGAAGGAACUUCGCGAGACAGGCCUGGCAUACCGAACGGCUCCAUUGGAUGACCCCAUGGAUGUUGCAAACUGUGUCAUCAGAUACGUGCUUGCUACCGCAGCGGAUACCAUGAGGUUUCUUGUGCAAUCCGUCAAAGACUGGGAAUCGGAAAACGAGAUCCGAAAGAACGCAGCUCAAAUUGGUAGCGCGCUAGGCUUGUCAACUUCCUGCUACCCACUGAAGCAGCGCUUUAUGGCCCAUGUACGGGAUAUCGUGCAACACCAACAUUUGGGCAACAGGCGCGAUCUCCGAACCGUCGUCAGCGAACUGAACCUCCCUCCCGACGUCUCAGCCAGUGUCAUCUUUGGCAGACUCCUCCUUACUAUAUACGACCUUCCCACUGCCCUUGAACUUUGCCAGAAGCCUAUGAGAAUACUGGGGACUUCUUAUGAUGUUGUACCUUUCCUGGUUCAAGGCACUCCGCUUUUCUGCUACAACUGCUAUGCAGCUGGCCACUUCAAAGAGUCAUGCAACAGUCCUACCGUCCGGUGUCGUCGUUGUGCUGGAGAGCAUGCCACUAAUACUUGUAGGUCUAAUGAGACUAAGUGCUGCAACUGCGCGGGACCUCACCCCGCCUGGGAUCUGAGGUGCACGAACAUCAAGUCAGUACGAGAGCAUGAAAACUCUGCCAAACGCCGCCAAGUAGGACCAGAGUGGGGUAGCUUGGUUAACAAUCCCCCUCCAUCCCAAAAGACAGGGAAGAAGCAGCAGACCGCAACAGCCGCAAGCACCUCUUUGCCUUCUGAUUCCUCAUCGCAAGAGACCCCACUUCCCUCGCCACAGGAUACUCCGCCUUCGAUGUCGCCAGAGGCUCCCACUUCCACGUUACAAGAGGAUUCCACGUCCACGCCACAGGCAGCCCCAAAGAAGCAUCGUGGCAGGCCACCGAAAGCGCGUGCUGCUGAUCUUGAGCAGUCUACCAUGACUCCCCCUCUCUCGUCUCAAGAAACUCCUCCUUCCACGUCGCCAGAGGCUCCCACGUCCUUGUCGCAAGCAACCCCGAAGAAGCCCCGCGGCAGGCCACUGAAAGCGCAAGUUGCGGACCACCUUGAGCAGUCUAGCAUGCAUGCUUUUACCAUAAAGUAG